AAAUCAGGAAAAAUUAUCUGGAGGGAAGUUUGUCUCUACCUGUUGUGUAAUGUGAUCAAACGAUGCUUGUCCACUGGUCUUCAUGCACACAUCAUGCCAUUUUCCAGUAUGAGUCACCUGCAGACGGACCAAACUUUGUGUCCUCAGACUAAAGAUGGGACUGGCUUAUUUCCAGGAUUUUACAUAAUGACUCAGUUCAACAUUGCUGAGUUGACCAGGAGAGGGACGGUAAAGAAGGUGCCUGGAAUGACAUCUCAGCAUAUUGCAUAUAAGAUUGGCCCUGAGUUCAACUUCAGGAUAAAAACCAGAUCUGCAUUUCCCAUGGGGCUGCCUGAGGAAUUUGCAUUUUCUGGAACCUAUCGAAUGAGUGGAAGUACACUGAAUAAGAGUUGGAAUUUGUGGCAAAUGCAAGAUCUGAAUGGAAAUGAACAGCUUGCAGUCAGACUCAACGGGGAGGCCCUGUCUGUGGAGUUCUCCUACAGAACCCAAGAGAACAAACUGAAGACAGCUUUAUUCCCUUACCAAACACUCCUCUUCAAUUCUCAGUGGCACAAGAUUUUAUUGCUUGUCAAAAAAGGCUCUGUGAGCCUGAUAACAGACUGUACAGUAACAGAUUCACAGCAGCUGGCACCCAGAGGACAAGUAAACCUAGAUGGAUUCACGCAUAUUGGAAAAAUUAAGAACAAUUCUGCAAUAGCUGUGCCGUUUGAGCUGCAGUCAAUGCUGAUCCACUGUGACUUAAACAUCCCACAGAGAGGCACAUGCGGUGACCUUCCUGCAAGGAGAGAGAUAGUUGAAAGGGGAUUUAGUUGGGUUUCUUGGUCGGGGGGUCCGUCAACCCAACUGAUCCCAGAAAACAGGGGCUUUUGUGUCUUUGGGGAAAUCAUGGCUUGCGCUGCAGGUGUGCGCGGGCCCUUUUUACUGAUUUUGUUGGAGAUAACCGUCAUCUGCACGGCACAGAGGGCUGGAGCCGGCCCUCCUGGUCCUCCCGGUGUGCCUGGAAUAGACGGCAUUGAUGGGGAGAGAGGUGACACCGGUGAAGACGGUUCGGCUGGUCCUGAUGGAGAUCCUGGAAAACCUGGUUCUGCUGGACUUCCUGGAUCACCUGGAGCUGAUGGAUUGACUGGCCCCAUAGGAGAACUAGGCCUCGAUGGCCCCCCAGGACAAAAGGGAGAACCUGGCAAACCUGGACCCAGAGGAGAAGCGGGUAUUGGACCUGAUGGACCAAUUGGACCACCAGGAUCAGGAGGACUUCCGGGUGAGCAGGGAAAAGUGGGACCCCCUGGAGCCAUGGGUGUGAGAGGGCCACAGGGACCCCUUGGACCAACAGGGCCCCGUGGUGCUGCAGGGAUGCUGGGCGGAACAAUGGAACUGUGCUCUAAUGCAUGCCCAUCUGGUGCACACUGUCAGGGUCAUAAAGGGGUGAAAGGAGAAGCUGGAGAGCCUGGUAAACAAGGACACAAGGGAGAGGAGGGAUAUCAGGGGGCACCUGGAGAGGUCGGAGCCCAAGGCCCAACUGGUUCACAGGGAAUUCGAGGUGCCACUGGUAUGAUUGGUACCAAAGGAGAAACGGGGCCUCGAGGUGUUGAUGGGGACCCAGGCCCUCAGGGUGUUGCAGGGGCGAUGGGGGAUCGAGGCCAAAGAGGAGGAAUGGGAGAAAUUGGCCCUAAAGGUGAACAGGGACCUCAAGGGCCGAGAGGCAAUACUGGUCUUCCAGGGCCGAAGGGAGGCAGUGGUUUGCCAGGUGUGGAUGGACGUGAGGGAAUCCCUGACAUGCCAGGUGCCAAGGGUGCCACCGGAAAACCUGGAACUCUGGGGGAAGUUGGCCUUCAAGGACUCCCUGGUUUACCAGGAAGCCCAGGUCCAAAAGGUGGAGCUGGAGAGAAGGGUAAUGCUGGACAAUCAGGCCUCAUUGGUACUAUGGGAUCUGCAGGUAAAGCGGGUGAGCGUGGAGAACAAGGAGAAGUCGGACCCAUUGGGUCUAUUGGACAACCUGGAGAACGGGGAGAGCAGGGGCCACCUGGGCCGAUGGGGAAACCAGGAGCCAGAGGUCCUAAAGGUGACUUGGGCUUGCCUGGACUUCCUGGACCACCAGGCCUACCAGGAAUAAAAGGAGAUAGGGGUGAAGCAGGAGAACCUGGACCAAAGGGAGAACAGGGAGCUCAAGGUGCCGAGGGAACACCAGAAGACAAGGGAGAUGUUGGUGACCCUGGCCAACCUGGAGCUAAAGGAGAAGUAGGUAACCAGGGGGAUCCGGGUAACAGAGGACCAGAGGGUGCCCGUGGGCAGCCUGGCAUUGAGGGGCCUCCUGGUAGUCCUGGACCACGUGGCAUGCAGGGAAACAGAGGAGCUCCAGGACCUCGUGGCACCCAGGGACCAGCGGGUAAAGAACCAAGUGAUCAACACAUCAGACAAGUGUGCAUGCGUGUUAUGCAGGAGCAGUUGGCCCAAUUGGCUGCCAGUCUGAGGAGACCAGAGUCUGGCGCGGUCGGACUGCCAGGCAGACCCGGUCCCCCUGGUUCUCCCGGACCCCCAGGUGACAGUGGCUUUCCUGGGCAUGCUGGUGCAAGAGGGCUCCCGGGACUCAAAGGGCCUCUGGGACUUUUGGGUCUCAAGGGGCCGAAAGGUGAGAUGGGAGACAGAGGGGGCAGGGGACCUACAGUUCGGGGACCCAAAGGCAUGCCGGGACCUCCUGGACUACCAGGUGAACCUGGAAAACCAGGAUACGGUCAAGAUGGGCGUGAUGGAGAACGGGGUCCACCUGGUGCCCCGGGUCAGCCGGGUGUUCCUGGACCUCCUGGUUCAGCCGGACCACCCGGUUACUGCGAUCCUUCGGCCUGUAAUCUGAGCGCAGGUGCCGCCCACCAGUCCCUCAAAGACUCUAGCAUGAAGGGACCAGGCGGAAACUAAAAACCUCACUGUUCAGGACAUUCAGAGAGACUCCGCUACAGCUCUGCGAAAAGCACAAAACGUUAUCGCCCUUUGCAGAUAAUUUUACAGCUGUAAUGCCUAAAACACUUUGCCAACUUCCUGUGUACAGAAAACGGCAACAUUUCUUGAUCCAAACAAAUAAGACACUUUUUUGUUCACCUUAAGUUAUAUGUUGGUGCAAAUGAACUUUCACAGAACUUAUUGCCCAUCUAAUGUAAUCCCAUUUCCUGUAGACUUUAGAAGUUUUUUUUCCUCAACUCAUACUAAAUCUGCUCUAGGAAGUGAACAAACAUCAAUGUGGCCUUCAGACCGGAGGCCUUUUUAAUUUCUGUGUGCCAAAGAUAAACCUGCCAGAAAUAUUGAUGGUGCUGGAAGUUCAUAACUGAAACGGCUGCCAGAGACCUGCUGUCAGAAACCAAAAGGAGAGAGGAUAUAUCUAGAUAUGCUGCAAUAUAUUCUGUACAUCAAUGUAAAUGAUUUAAAUGUGGUUUUGUAAGAAAUUCACUCCCCGCUAAAGAAUAUCGGUGAUUUAUUGUUCCAGGAUUGUGGGCGGGAAGGCGAUGCAUGACCCUUUUGUGACAUAUACACAUGAGAGAAAUGCAGAUGUGUCGUUUCAUGGUAUUUCUAUUUAUUUUACAUAGGUGUUCGAUGACGAUGAAGUUUGUACAGAGAUCCAAGGGAAACACAUUUGAAUAAAUUUGAUGUUUUUAUAUGAUUUCAGAAUAAAUGUCUCAAACAUUCUUAUGCUUUUUCCUCUUUCAAGUAACACUUCCUCGUUGAAUAGCCCGACUGCACUUAUCUCAGCUUUUUCCACUCUCUUUCUCUCUUAAAUAACUCAUUACAUGCCAGUGCAAAAAUGUUGGCACAAACACAUUUCGUUUGCUCUUUCAGUGUAGAUGCUAAUUUAAAUGCUGGCAAACUGAACUCUGCAAUUAAUCAGUAAGGGAGAUUUUAAGUAAGAAUGACA
Sinocyclocheilus anshuiensis is the source of this 3898-nucleotide messenger RNA. RefSeq names its product collagen alpha-1(IX) chain-like. The transcript has 37 exons. Gene Ontology annotation, cellular component: extracellular matrix. The coding region runs from base 94 to 2910 and encodes 938 amino acids. The record is from RefSeq and is a predicted model, not a curated record. Lineage: Eukaryota; Metazoa; Chordata; Actinopteri; Cypriniformes; Cyprinidae.